GGUCCCGCAGUUUGUAACACUUUUCCAUCUUGCCGCAGUACUCUUCCGUCGGCAUUUCGCUAUGAGCACCAUCAAAGACGGCGAGCCCUCCCGACGUCCUGAUGAUACCCCCUUCAAGCAGCAAAAGCUCAAGGCGUGGCAGCCGAUCCUGACCCCGGCGUGGGUGAUCGCGACGUAUUUUCUCGUCGGGCUCAUCUUCCUCCCCAUCGGAGUGGUGCUGUACCAACAGAACCUCGACGUGGUGGAAAUGGCGAUUCAGUACGACGGCGUGGACGCGUCCACGGGCCUAUCCACGCUGGGCGCGAGUCUGCAAAACCUGAGCCCAACCUCAUCGUGCUCGCUUCCGAACGACAGCGACGGCAACUCGUUCAACCUAAACGAACACGGGUGCGUCGUGUCAUUCAAGCUCCAAAACGACAUGAAAGCGCCCAUCAUGGUGUACUACCAACUGGACAACUUUUACCAAAACCACCGCCGGUACGUCCAGAGCCGCAACGACGCGCAGUUGCGCGGGCAGCCCGUGUCGCUUCCCAUUUCCACGUGCGACGGCGCGACCCAGACCACCGACUUCAAGUACAACUCGACGGAGGACCUCGCCCCGAACGCUGUCCGUCAAAAGUACAACUUGAAUCCGUGCGGACUCAUUGCCAACAGUCUCUUCAAUGACAUUUUCUGGGUGCACAGCGUAUCCCUUCCUUCCGGUGAAUACCUCAAUCAGACGCAAAUGUACGGGAACGUGACGGUGCUCAACCUCAUGGACCAGUCGGAUCUGGCGUGGAAGUCGGAUCUGGACACCAAGUUCAACAACUAUGACACCGUCGACGCCAACGACUUGUACCUGUGGCAAAACCAAAAGUACCGCUGGGUCAUCCCGUCCAAAGUCGGCCAGGAGCCGAUCAUCAACAAGACCGCGUGGACCAAACCCACGACGUCGUACGGCGCCGAGACGGAGCGCUUCGUGCUGUGGAUGCGCACGGCGGGGCUGCCCAACUUUAGGAAAAAGUACGGCCGCAUCAACACGGACCUGCCCAAGGGCACCGUCAUUCGGUUCUUGGUCUCGAGCAACUUUCCCGUGCAAAGCUUUGAUGGACGCAAGUCGCUCGUGAUCUCGACGUUGUCGUGGUAUGGCGGCCAGAACGCGUUCCUUGGCCUUGCGUACAUCGUCGUGGGGGGAAUCUGCAUGCUCCUGAGUCUGUUCUUCUUCAUCAAGCACAAGUUGUCCCCGCGCAAGCUCGGCGACACCAACUACUUGGUCUGGCGCGGCAACAAACCCAACUAACGAACGAGCACACCAGCCGGAAGCACAAGUAGUGACGGUCGUCCUUGGUAGCUCCUCCAUUGCAUAUAAUCCUCAUGGCACGACUACUCUUUGUCUCGCGACGGCCUUGGUAACAAACACCCUUGCAUCCUUUCCUCCCCUUCGUUCAAGCAUCAUUCUUGGUGAGAUCGCAAAACUCGGCGUCGUUUUCAAACAUCCGGAUAAUCAAUAAUGUCGGUCGUGCGUGGAAUCCGGAUAUCCAUUGGGAAGGGUAAUAUGGUCAAUACAAUCUUCAAGACAAAUCUCAUUGAUUUCUUCGUACAAGUAUAUUGAAC
Aphanomyces astaci is the source of this 1593-nucleotide messenger RNA. RefSeq lists its product as hypothetical. The coding region runs from base 62 to 1279 and encodes 405 amino acids. The transcript has 5 exons. Gene Ontology annotation, cellular component: endoplasmic reticulum; Golgi apparatus; plasma membrane. The record is from RefSeq and is a predicted model, not a curated record. NCBI's taxonomy places the organism in Eukaryota, Oomycota, Saprolegniomycetes, Saprolegniales, Verrucalvaceae.